Messenger RNA from Penicillium cataractarum, 2133 nucleotides. RefSeq names its product forkhead box transcription factor. Gene Ontology annotation, biological process: regulation of transcription by RNA polymerase II. The transcript has a single exon. Bases 1 to 2133 code for a protein of 710 amino acids. Gene Ontology annotation, molecular function: DNA-binding transcription factor activity, RNA polymerase II-specific; RNA polymerase II cis-regulatory region sequence-specific DNA binding. The record is from RefSeq and is a predicted model, not a curated record. NCBI's taxonomy places the organism in Eukaryota, Fungi, Ascomycota, Eurotiomycetes, Eurotiales, Aspergillaceae.
AUGGGAUCGACGCGUCCUGCGCUCGGCGCGCACAAUUAUCCCUCGGCAUUGGUUCCUUCAGCCCAAGCCUCGAUCAAAUCACAGCCCCAUCUUCACCCCUCACCGCUACCACUCCAGCCUAUUACUGAGAACCCAUUGCUUCCACUUGCUGGCACGCACAGGCCAUCACCGACCAAAGGAUUGUCCACCCAGGGCUCACAUCCCGGGCGAAAACUCGGUUUCGUUCCUAUCACCGCCCCAAACCCUCCCAUGUUUACCACCGACUCCCCUACCAAGAAGCCGCCCUUCCCUAUCUACACCCAGUCCUCCAUGCCGAUGCCACCGCAGUCGGCUCUCUUCACCACCUUUUCUAGCGUCAACCCGGAGGCCCCCAAGGAGAACUACCCACUCGAGGACUCGGCUAAUGGCAGCUUUGCCGAUUUCCCGGAACCGUCUUAUGAAUCCAAGGUCCCCAUGAAGCGCACCCUCAUGGAAGCCGCUCCACUGAAGGAGCGCCCUGUCAAGAAGCAAAAGUGCGAAGACGCGCCUAUUCAACAACUACCCGAGCCACACCAAAUGCCGACGAUCGAGGAUGACGGCACCAAGCCGCCAUACAGUUACGCGACUCUGAUCGGCAUGUCCAUCUUGCGCGCACCCAACCGACGAUUGACACUGGCUCAGAUCUACAAGUGGAUUUCAGACACGUUCUCGUACUACAAGAACAGCGACACGGGCUGGCAGAACAGUAUUCGACACAACCUCAGUCUCAACAAAGCCUUCAUCAAGCAAGAGCGGCCCAAGGAUGACCCUGGCAAGGGUAACUAUUGGGCUAUCGAGCCUGGUAUGGAGGCACAAUUCCUCAAGGACAAGCAAGUGCGACGCGCCACUAUGUCGAGUCUUCCACUCCCUGCCGUUCCGCAGAGAGAAAUCGUUCCACAACCGCAAACCGCGACCACCACAACCUGGAUGGUGCCACCUCCGCCUACGCGACAGCCUCCCCCACCCAAGGUCCCGGCUCGAAAUGAAGAUCUAUCCUCGGACGCGACUCUUCCAGCAUCUGACCCGGCAUUGCAAGAUGACGAUGAAGUUCCCCAUCCCGUGGUGCAACGCGCCGCGCCGGUUCGCUCUUCGCCACUGCAGACCAUCCGAUCCUCUCCUCCUAUUGCCCCUCCUCGAUUCUCUCGCCCAGGCACUCCUCCUACCCCAACUCACCAGGCCGGCCCUACUCCAGCUCAGCGCCCACGGAAGCGCAAGUCCAUUUCGAUGAAUGACAGUGGUUACUUCUCGUCUUUGGAGUCUUCCGCUCUGCGGCCUAACAAGGCGAGUCACAUCCUGACCUCUGAUCUGGACAUUGAGCCCCCACGCAUCAAGCGCGGCCGUGCCGAGGAAGAGAUUGCGCGCAUUCGCAGCUCUUCCCACGAUAUCAGUCCUGGCCAGCCUGCUUCCCGGAAGGAUAGCCGAACUUUGGUUGGCUCUUCCCCUCUUAGAGGCGAGUAUGUGAGCAUGCUUCCGCCACCCUUGACACCUAUUAUCAAGUUCAAGAAGCCAGCCAAGCCUCCGCCAUCGGUGUCACCUAAUACCAACCUCCGCAACCACCGUCGCAAGAUUCAACAAAUGGUCAACUCGCCUAUCAAGCACUUGGGUAUCGCUGAUGAUGAACUGCCGUGGAGUCCUGCCUUCAAUCUCCAUGAGGAGACCUUGACCCCGGCCGAUCACUUCCACACUACCUUUGAUGUCUUUGCCGAUGCAAGCGCAGACGCGUGCAUCUCAUCCGCUGCAUUCGGUUCUCCCGAGAAGCGCUCGGUGAAGCGCGCACGCAUUGAUUCUGGAAGCCAUGCACUCCUCGACAUUAGCAGCUCGUCUAUCAACACUCGACUGAGCAUGCCGUCACUCACCCGCUCUAAGUCGUCCAUCUUCCCCGAGUCUCCGUCUAAGGUGGCGGACGGAGCUCGUCUUGGUGAUACCAGCCAGGAUGACUUUUUCUCUUUCCACCUCUUUGAUGAAACCAGUGACAGCCCCACCGAGGUAGACGGUGUUGAUCUGUUGCAAGGAUUCCAGAAGAUUGGUGGUUCCAACAAAGAUGACUUUUUGAAGCCCAAGUCGCUUCAUUCGCGGCCUCAUUUGAGCAACCGCAGCAACUCUACCAUGUUCUAA